CACUUGCAUACAACUCCAUAUCUUCAUCGAAAACCGGUUUUAUUCGCCAAAAAUGAGGUCAAGAACACAAUAUCCGGUGAACACGAAGCACAUUGUCAUCGCGAUCAUCGUUGUGUUUGUUCUCCUCUUUGUAUUCCGAUCAACAUCUUCGUCUUCCAACGACCACGUUUCAUCCACGAUACCUCAAACGAUCAUCCCAAAAGCAGUUUCGGAUUCAUUUAGAAACAUUCAAAAGGCGACCGGAUGCUCACCAACAUGCACUAAAAUCCCACCUGCAUUAGCGCAAGCGUUAAUCCACUACUCGACCUCUACCAUCACGCCACAACAAACUAUCAAAGAGAUAUCCGUGACUAAAAAGAUUUUAGACAAGAAAUCACCUUGCAACUUUCUAGUUUUCGGCCUUGGGCACGAUAGUCUAAUGUGGAGCUCACUAAACUAUGGUGGGCGCACGGUGUUUCUAGAAGAAGACGAGGCGUGGAUCGAGCAAAUCAAGAAACGGUUCCCCAUGUUAGAGUCAUAUCAUGUGACCUAUGAUAGUAAGGUGCACCAAGCCGAUAGCCUUAUGGAAGCCGGGAAAGGGUCAGAGUGUACCGCGGUUGGUGAACCUAGGCACUCAGUAUGUCAGUUGGCGCUUAAAGGGUUGCCUAGUGAUGUUUACGAGACGACAUGGGAUUUGAUCAUGGUGGAUGCACCCACGGGGUAUUAUGAUGAGGCGCCGGGGAGGAUGAGCGCGAUUUAUACGGCUGGGAUGAUGGCGCGGAACCGAGAAGAUGGAGAGACUGAUGUGUUUGUGCAUGAUGUAAAUAGGGUGGUUGAAGAUAAGUUUUCUAAUGCAUUUUUGUGUGAAGGAUAUAUGAGGAAACAAGAGGGAAGGUUAAGGCACUUCAGGAUUCCUAGCCAUAGAGAUGAUCCUAGCAAGCCUUUUUGUCCUUCUGAAUAGUUCCACAUUUCACCCUCAUUUUGAUUCUAAAUUCUUCAUAUUGGUUCUUGUUCUUAUAAUAAUCAUCAUCUUGAUUUCUAUUUUAUUAAAUAAAUUGUAUUAGAUUAGAUUUUUAAGUAAUACUAUGAUGAAAUUUUGUUCUAAA
Messenger RNA from Helianthus annuus (common sunflower), 1085 nucleotides. RefSeq names its product glucuronoxylan 4-O-methyltransferase 1. The record is from RefSeq and is a predicted model, not a curated record. The transcript has a single exon. Gene Ontology annotation, biological process: xylan biosynthetic process. Lineage: Eukaryota; Viridiplantae; Streptophyta; Magnoliopsida; Asterales; Asteraceae. Bases 53 to 940 code for a protein of 295 amino acids.